Messenger RNA from Danio aesculapii, 9341 nucleotides. RefSeq names its product nitric oxide synthase 1 (neuronal) (gene nos1). The record is from RefSeq and is a predicted model, not a curated record. Gene Ontology annotation, molecular function: FMN binding; heme binding; NADP binding. The coding region runs from base 188 to 4483 and encodes 1431 amino acids. The transcript is spliced from 29 exons. NCBI's taxonomy places the organism in Eukaryota, Metazoa, Chordata, Actinopteri, Cypriniformes, Danionidae. Gene Ontology annotation, biological process: nitric oxide biosynthetic process.
CUCGCGCGCUGCGUGUUUAUACAGCGGCUCGAGCAAACAUGCCACGCGUCUUCUGAGUGGGACAUCGACAGCAAAGUCACAGCCUUCCAUCGGAAUAUUGCCAAGGGGAUAAACCGCACUGUUUGAGGCAUUAUUGAGAAAGUUAAAAGCUCAAUCGCAGAUCAGCGCUGACGCACAGUAAGACACAAUGCAGGAAUCAGAGCCCAGCGUGUGUCAACUACAGCCAAACAUCAUCUCAGUUCGCCUCUUUAAAAGAAAGAUCGGUGGACUGGGCUUUCUGGUCAAGCAGCGGGUGUGCAAACCACCCGUCAUCGUCUCUGACCUCAUCCGGGGAGGAGCGGCGGAGGAAUGUGGGCUGGUCCAAGUGGGCGACAUUGUCCUGGCUGUAAACAACAAGCCGUUGGUCGACAUGAGUUAUGAACGUGCGCUUGAAACCCUGAAGAACGUAUCACCCGAAAGCCACGCUGUCCUGAUCCUCCGUGGACCAGAGGGUUUCACCACUCACCUGGAGACCACUCUGAGCAGUGACGGAAAAACCAAGACGAUUCGGGUCACCAGGCCUGUCAACCUGGCCCAAAGCAGGCCAUGUGAACGCUGCUCGCCCCUCACGCCCAACAUGACCAAAGAGCUCAGGGCGAUAGAAAACCUGUCCUCUUCCUCCACUCCCAGGAAAGAGUCACGGGACGACAAACCCCUGAUUCCCCUGCUGUCCCAGGACUCUCUGCUCAGAGAAGGAGGCCACGCGGGACUUCUCCUCAAUGGGGUGGAGGAUAACAAUGACCUGCUGAAGGAGAUCGAGCCUGUGCUGAAGCUCAUCAAGAACAGCAAAAAAGAGAUUAACGGAGAGGGCCAGAGAGUCAUCGAUAGAAAGGACGCAGAGGUGCAGGUGGAGAGAGACCUUGGUGUGGGAAAUGGACAGAACGCCCAGCUGGCAUCGGAUAACGACAGAGUGUUUGAUGACCUCUGGAGAAAGGACAACAUGCCCACGGUGCUUAACAACCCUUACUCAGAAAGUGACAAGCCACACUCUUAUGAAAGAGUUUCUCCCACUAAGGCUGUACAGAACGGAAGUCCCUCCAAAUGUCCCAGAUUCAUGAAAGUGAAGAAUUGGGAAACGGGAGCCUUAUACAACGAUACUCUACACCACAGCUCCAGUAAGGUGCCAAUCUGCACUGAGCACGUUUGCAUAGGGUCUGUUAUGGUGCCAAACCAGCACGCUCACAAACCAGAUGAAGACAGAAGAAAAGAGGAGCUUCUACCGCUUGCAACAGAUUUCAUUGACCAGUACUACACAUCAAUCAAAAGAUGUGGUUCAAAGGCCCACGUUGACCGGCUAGAAGAAGUCAAAAAAGAAAUCGAAACUUCUGGAACAUAUCAGUUAAAGGACACAGAGCUGAUCUAUGGGGCCAAGCAUGCGUGGAGAAAUGCAGCUCGCUGUGUGGGACGAAUUCAGUGGUCCAAAUUACAGGUGUUUGACGCCCGCGACUGCACAACCGCUCAUGGAAUGUUUAAUUACAUCUGCAACCACAUCAAAUACGCCACCAACAAAGGAAACCUCAGAUCGGCUAUUACCAUCUUCCCCCAGAAGACAGACGGGAAGCAUGACUUCCGGGUGUGGAACAGCCAGCUGAUCCGCUAUGCAGGCUACAAGCAGCCCGAUGGAUCAAUUCUUGGAGAUCCAGCUUCUGUAGAGCUUACAGAGAUCUGUAUGCAGCAAGGAUGGAAAGCUCCAAAAGGCCGGUUUGAUGUUUUGCCCCUUCUUCUCCAAGCCAAUGGGAAUGAUCCAGAGCUUUUUGAGAUCCCUGAUGAUCUUGUACUUGAGGUUCCCAUCAUACAUCCAAAGUUUGAAUGGUUUAAGGAGCUGAAUCUAAAGUGGUACGGCCUUCCUGCUGUCUCAAACAUGCUUUUAGAGAUCGGAGGACUGGAGUUCACCGCAUGUCCCUUCAGCGGCUGGUACAUGGGAACAGAAAUUGGUGUGAGAGACUUCUGCGACAGCUCUCGAUACAAUAUACUCGAGGAAGUAGCUACAAUGAUGGGUCUGGAUACGAGGAAGACUUCGUCCCUGUGGAAGGACCAAGCUCUGGUGGAGAUCAACAUCGCAGUGCUUUAUAGCUACCAGAUGUCAAAGGUUACCAUAGUAGACCAUCACUCUGCCACUGAGUCCUUCAUGAAGCACAUGGAGAAUGAGUACCGAGUGAGAGGAGGCUGUCCGGGUGACUGGGUUUGGAUAGUGCCACCCAUGUCUGGCAGCAUCACACCUGUUUUCCAUCAGGAAAUGCUCAACUAUCGCCUCACACCAUCUUUUGAGUACCAGCCUGACCCGUGGAAUACUCAUGUAUGGAAAGGAGUGAAUGGGACGCCAACAAAGAAAAGAGCGAUUGGAUUCAAGAAACUUGCCAAGGCUGUAAAGUUCUCCGCCAAACUCAUGGGACAAGCCAUGGCCAAGAGAGUUAAAGCCACCAUCUUAUUCGCCACAGAAACUGGGAAGUCGCAAGACUAUGCAAAAACGCUCUGUGAGAUUUUCAAGCAUGCGUUUGAUGCCAAGGUGAUGUCCAUGGAUGAAUACGACACAGUGGAUCUGGAGCACGAGACACUUGUUAUAGUGGUGACAAGCACAUUCGGCAACGGUGACCCUCCUGAAAAUGGAGAGAAAUUUGGUGCUGCACUGAUGGAGAUGAGACAUCCCACCACCAGCGUAGAAGACAGAAAGACGUACAAGGUGCGAUUUAACAGCGUUUCUUCAUAUUCAGACACCCGCAAAUCCUCCAGCGAUGAACCUGAAUCUAAAGCCAACUUCGAGAGCACUGGACCGCUUGCUAAUGUCAGAUUCUCAGUGUUUGGCCUUGGCUCUCGGGCAUACCCACACUUCUGUGCGUUUGCCCACGCAGUGGACACGCUGUUCGAGGAGCUUGGCGGGGAACGAAUCCUGCGCAUGGGGGAAGGAGACGAACUCUGCGGCCAGGAGGAAUCCUUCAGAACGUGGGCUAAGAAGGUCUUUAAGGCUGCAUGUGACGUUUUUUGUGUCGGUGACGAUGUUAACAUCGAGAAAGCAAACGAUUCCCUGAUUAGUAACGAUCGAAGCUGGAAGAAAAGCAAGUUCCGGAUGACAUACACGGCUGAAGCACCAACGCUAACGCAAGCGCUUUACAGCAUCCAUAAGAAGAAAGUUUAUGGGGCCAAAGUCAUGCAGAGACAGAACCUACAAAGUGCCAGAUCAAACCGUUUGACGAUUUUUGUUCGUCUUGAUGCAAACAACCACGAGAGCCUAAAAUACUUGCCUGGAGACCAUUUAGGUGUUUUCCCUGGCAACAAUGAAGAUCUUGUUACCACUCUUAUUGAGAAACUGGAGGAUGCGCCGCCUGUCAAUCAAAUUGUGAAAGUGGAGUUCUUGGAGGAAAGAAACACAGCUCUAGGAGUGAUAAGCAACUGGACGGAUGAGAGUCGUAUUCCACCGUGCACCAUCUAUCAGGCCUUCAAAUACUUUCUGGACAUAACAACCCCUCCUAGUCCUGUACUGUUGCAGCAGUUUGCUCCUCUAGCGACUAACGAGAAACAGAGAAAGAGACUAGAGGUGCUCAGCAAGGGUUUGCAGGAGUACGAGGAGUGGAAGUGGUACAAUAAUCCCACCAUGGUGGAGGUGCUGGAGGAGUUUCCGUCCCUCCAGAUCCCCUCCACCCUGCUCCUGACGCAGCUGCCUCUCCUACAGCCACGCUACUACUCAAUCAGCUCCUCUCCAGACCUCCAUCCUGGAGAGAUCCACCUCACUGUGGCCGUGGUCUCCUAUCGACCUAGAGAUGGAGAAGGGCCUGUUCAUCAUGGAGUUUGUUCUUCGUGGCUCAAUAGCUUGGAUGAAGACGAUACGGUGCCAUGCUUUGUCAGAGGGGCUCCAUCCUUCCGUAUGCCAAAAGACAGCCAGGUUCCUUGCAUUCUGAUUGGUCCUGGCACUGGAAUUGCUCCAUUCAGAGCCUUCUGGCAACAGAGACAGUACGAUGUUGAAAAUAAAGGAAUCAAGGCUUGCCCCAUGAUCUUGGUGUUCGGUUGUCGGCAGUCUCAGAUUGACCACAUUUACAAGGAACAGACCAUCCAGGCCAAGAACAAGGAAGUGUUUAAAGAGCUUUACACCGCAUACUCCAGAGAGCCUGGAAGACCAAAGAAAUACGUUCAGGAUGUACUCCGCGAGCAGCUGUCUGAAACAGUGUACAAGUGUCUAAGAGAAGAAGGAGGGCACAUCUAUGUCUGCGGGGAUGUCACCAUGGCUGGAGAUGUCCUGAAAACCGUCCAGCAGAUCUUUAAACUGCACGGAAACAUGUCUCUGGAGGACGCCGGCUUCUAUAUCAGCAAACUACGGGAUGAGAACCGAUACCACGAGGACAUUUUCGGUGUAACCCUGCGCACUUACGAGGUCACCAACCGUCUGAGGUCAGAGUCCAUCGCGUACAUCGAGGAGAGCAAGAAAGAUAUAGAUGAGGUGUUUUGCUCAUAGUCAUCAUUUUCAGUCCACGUCGCUGAUUUUUGCUCUGGUCAGCCAACCUGAAGCAUGAUGGGACGCUAACCACGAUUUGCGAAAACUGUGCCAAGUUUGUCUGUUCAAAAGCAGUUUCUUCUUUUCUGUUCAUUUGAAAUGGAAUAUUUCUAUUUUCUUUGCUGGGUCUUGUUUGAUGUGCAUCUCUAUUAUCAGAAUCUACAUUAACACAAGUACCUUUCACUUGAAUUUCUGAAAGCACUUUUUUACGUGUCUUUAUGCUUUUGUCCUCGAUCGCACUUAGUCAUGGCCUGCCUUUUUAACGUGUAAGCAAGAUCAGUGGCUUUUUCCUGAUGUGCAGACAUGCAUUGAUAUAUUGACUACACUAUUAAGAGAGCUUGGCUUGUGAGUUUGAGGGUUAUUAUGAACAUUAUGAUCUGUUUCGGUAAAGGUCCAAGUUUCUGUUGAUGCUAAAAAGAGUGGAAAUGUUAGUAUUUACUAGAGGUGAGUCGUCUCUAAAGGAAUCUAACACAGACAGAUAAAUGAACUGACUGGAAAACUGCACAAUUCUCACUGAUUUCACACUGUCCUUGGCCCUAAAAUUGGCCUCAGAUCAUUUUUGUUGUGGAAAAGAAGUCAACAAAUAUUAAUUUGUCAUCUUUCUUUUUCUUCUUCUGCUAAUACCACUGAUUAUAAUAUGUUAUCUUAAAUUAAAUGUUAUGUUUUUAUUUUUAUUAUUAUUACUAUUAUUCAUUCUUUAACUUUUUAAAAGGUCGCCACAGCGGAAUGAAUCUAUUCCAGCAUAUGUUUUACACAGCGGAUGCCCUUCCAGCCACAACCCAGUAUUGGGAAACACCCAUACACACUAAUUCACACACACACUCACACAAUUCACCUAUAGCGCAUGUCUUUGGGCUGUGGUGGAAACCGGAGCACCUGGAGGAAACCCACGCCAACACAGUGGAGAACAUGCAAACUUCACACAGAAGCGCUAACUGACCCUCACCGUGUCGCUCGUUGUUGUUAUUAUUAUUAUUAUUAAUAAUAAUAAUAUUCAUUCAUUCAUUUUCUUUACGGCUUAGUCCAUUUAAUAAUCUGGGGUCACCACAGCGGAAUGAAUCGCCAACUAUUCCAGCAUAUGUUUUACACAGCCCUUCCAGCCGCAACCCAGUAUUGGGAAACACCCAUACACACUAAUUCAUUCAAACACACACACACACACACACACACACACACACACACACACACACACACACACACACACACACAAGUCACCCAUAGCGCAUGUCUUUGGGCUGUGGGGGAAACCGGAGCACCCGGAGGAAACCCACGCCAACAUGGUGGAGAACAUGCAAACUCCACACAGAAACGUCAACUGACCCUCACCGUGUCGCUCAUUAUUAUUAUUAUUAUUAUUAUUAUUAUUAUUAUUAUUAUUAUUAUUAUUAUUAUUAUUAUUAUUAUUAUUAUUAAUAUUCAUUCAUUCGUUCAUUUUCUUUAAGAUUUAUUAAUCAGGGGUCAUCACAGCGGAAUGAACCGCCCAACUUAUCCAGCAUAUGUUUUACACAGCGGAUGCCCUUCCAGCUGCAACCCAUCACUGGGAAACACCCAUACACACUCAUAGACAUACAUACACUACGGACAAUUUAGGUUACCGAAUUUACCUAUAGCGCAUCUCUUUGGGCUUGUGGAGGAAACUCAUGCGAAUGCAGGGAGAACAUGCAAACUCCACACAUAAACGGCAACUGACCCAGCCAAGGCUCGAACCAGCGACCUUCUUGCUGUGAGGCGAUCGUGCUACCCACUGCGCCACCGUGACGCCAAUAAUAUUAAUAACAAUAAUAAUACAUUAAAUAAUUAUAAUAAUAUAAGGUAUGGGCGCAGAUUUUAGAGCACAUUUUUAAGUGAUCUAAUCACUCUUUGCAGAAGAUUAAUAUCACAUUUUCAAUUGCGCUGAUAUUUGGGAAAACAAGACUCUUCUAUAGCUCACCUGUAUCCUCUUCUAAUUGUUCAAACAAGCUUAAACAGGGUUGUUUUUGCCCUAUAUUUUUCGCUUGGUAGUCAUUUGGUUUAAUUGGUGAGACAGUUUUGUUUCAAGCCCCUUUUUGCUAAUACUGCUACUGAUUAGACCUGUACAAAAAACACUCUUUAUAUAUUACCAUUUUAGAAAGGCACACUGGUUACCAAACCAGAAAUGUGGUUAGAAAUCCUGGUAACACAUUACUUAAAGGGGGUGUUCGGAAGACUGUCAUGACAUCUUUAUAAUCAGCAUGUGACGCAUAUCAUGAAUAUGUAUGAAAUUUUAUGCAUGCUUAUGUCAACUGUUAUUAAGUGUCAAAAGCUCAGUUUGUCAUCAUUUUAAAUGCAAAGUUGACAUUGCUUGAGAUGUCUUUAUGACAACUUGGCAUAAAUAAAUCAUUACCAGUCUAUGACAGGUUUAACUUGACAAUACCAAGACAACUUAACUUGUCAUAAAUCUGUCAUAAACAUAAUUGUCAUAAUAAUUGUCUUGUAUAUUUUUCUGAUCACUUUUUUCAAUGGAACAAAGUGAAUUUGUCAAUAAUUUAUCAUUAAAAGUCUCAAUACUACACUGAAAAGUGUUCAUUAUUUAAUUAUUUAAUGACAUUUUAAUGACAGAAUCCAUUUCUACCACAGUAGAUGAGGUUAAUAAAAAUAUCAAUGACACAAUAUAUAAAAUUCAUGAUACAGUUAUAAUGGUCUCAUGACAAAGGUGUAUGAAGUAUUUAUAUCAAGUUGUCAUAAGAGUGACAUCCCAAACAAUGUCAUUUGCAUUUGAAAUGACACAACUGAGUCAAUGAGUCUUAAUGGCAGCUUAAUGCUUCGUUCACACCAGAUGCAGAUCAAUCAUCAAGCAUGAGUGAUUUACAUGUUAAGUCAAUACAAAGACAUGAAUAGACAUCCCACGAAUGAUGCGAUUCGAGCGAGUGAAGCAGCGCAAGUUGAGCAUUUGAUGUGCUUAACGCGAGAAUCGCUCGAGUUGGAAAAUCUGAACUUCAGCGGACAUUCGCGCCACGUUAACCAAUCAUGAGCUUGAUCUUGUAGGCAUGUGAUCAUGACGUUAUGCCUGUUGUUGGUGUCCCAAGGGGAAAUCCUCUUGCAGACACCGCACAACAGCUUACCAAAUUGGGCUUGGCUCAGUCAGAAGCACCGCUGAAAGCCUCCAUCUUCCAGUUAUAGUUUCUGGAGAAGUUGAUGAACUCACAGAGCUGGUGCACCUCUGAAAGGAUCUAGUGGACUCAGACAUGGCGCCGAACGAAUAUACGCUGUUUUUCAACAUUUCUAAAGCACAUAAACACAGCUACUGUAAUCAUAAGGUAAACGCAAAACAAAAAUUUUCAUCUGGAGUUCCUUCACAGGACUCUACUCUUGUGAACAAUCGGGCCCGUGGCUCUCAGCCACCACCCACGCUCGUCACCAGUACCAAGCCGACCAAUCACAGAGCUUGCGCUAUGCGACGUGUAGUUAAAAGUUUUUGAGAGGUGUGCGUCGGCGUGCACUUGACGCAGAAGUAUAAAUCAGCCUUUUCAUGACAGUCUUAUGAACACCCCCUCAAGUAAAACAUUACCGAAAUCCCUCCAAAUGUUUGUCAAAUUUCAAAGGAACUAUUCUGUAAUUUCAGAAAAAUGUUGUUGUUUUUAAUCCCUGAUCUAAACACAUCUAACUGUGAAUAAAUUCAGUGGGAAAAGAAGGAUGAGGUGGUUUUUAAACAUCCUUCGGUGUGCAUUUAUCUCAAGCCAGCUGUAAGAAAGGACAUCUCAGGAGUCUCAGAAAUGUCUCCGCUUUGGUUCUUUUAUAAAAAAAAACAUCCUUGAAACUCUGAUCUUCAGUUUACGGAGUGAAUUGGUGAAACUGAACGAGGUGAUGCACCUGUUCUGCUUUUAUUUAACUUCCUCUAUGUCCCUUUCUCCCAUUAUUUUCUGAGACUCGGCUCAGAUGACCCGUUGAAUUAAAGCGGAGGCCUGGAUUUCUUCUUUAGACUGAACAUCAGCCGUCGUAGUUGUUGUUUCAUAUUAAAGGGUAAACGCUUGCAACAAAGAGCAAAAAAAUCACCGCGGCGCAUAGUUCAUUUUUGCAUGCAAUGCCUUUUUCGAUGGCUUUGAAAGGACAGUUUUCUGCCGAUGAAUCCUUUAAGAAAAGUCACUGUUUUGCUUUCUGAUAUGUGUGUUCGGUUAGAUCUUGGCUCGCCUUUUCUUUUCUUUUCUUUUUUGGAUUUGCUUUGAAACUUUUGAGUUAUGAGUGGCCUCCGGCAUGAAAAAUAUUACGUGAGGUAAUUUGAUUUUUGAGGGGCUUUUCUGUCGUCUUUCCGUAGGAGAAUAUUCUCGUUCUUUGUAUGCUGUUAAAACUGAAUGUUCCCCUUCCUGCGUUUGGAUUUUGCACCGUUGAAACUCUGUGACUUACAAAAUAGUCGGGCGGAAAAAAAAAUGAAAAUACAUACACAUGCAUAUAUUUAAAAAGUACAGUAUAUAAUAUGUAUGAGACUUUUUUAAGAAUGUAUUUUGAUUAUGGGUAUUGAUUUGGUUUCGUCCCUCUGAGUUGCUUGUAUUAUUAUGACAUGAAGUAUUAGUUUGGGGGAAGCUGCAGCGUUAUUCUGAAUGCAUGAUGUUAGUCCUGUUUUUUCUCUUAAACUGCACUGUGUCCGUUCAACUGUUGUGAUCACGUCCCGGACGGAGGAGAAGCUUACGGGAUCUGAUUUUUCUCUUUUUUGUGUUUGUUCUUUGCUGCUGCUAAAAGAAAAAAAACAAACUGUUCCAAUCAAUUUCCGCUGUGAAUCUUCUAUCGUCGAAACAUUUGCCAUUUUAAUGCAUAUACUGCAAGAACUUUGCAUCUACUUAAUAAUAAAAAAACAUUUGUAUGUCAA